Messenger RNA from Xenia sp. Carnegie-2017, 3109 nucleotides. Its product is annotated as coiled-coil domain-containing protein 87-like. NCBI's taxonomy places the organism in Eukaryota, Metazoa, Cnidaria, Anthozoa, Malacalcyonacea, Xeniidae. The record is from RefSeq and is a predicted model, not a curated record.
CAACAGCGCCAUUUUUAAAGUCCUCGAAGCAGCUAAAAGAUUUUCUUUCGUUAACUUAAUAUUUUACCAUUAAACCUUGAUUAAAGAUGUAGUUUGUGCAAUGGAAAGAUCUCUUUUUGAGCUCGAUGAAAGAUUCAAGUCACAUACCAUAUUUCAUUCUAAGUUCUCCGAACUUACAGCUUCUACAAACACGUUCAACACAUGGGGAGAAAAAGAGUUGAAUGAAGUAGAAGCUCAAGUAGAGAGUGAUACACGAUCAUUAACACCCAUCAAUGAAUCCAUUAAAUGCUCGAACACGUCUGUCAACGAACUUUGUCGUAUAUUACGGAAGAGAAUCAAAUUUAAGUCGCAGCCUUUGGAUGUUUUGACGCCCAGUCAACAGCAGGCUUUAUUAGAUGUCAUUUUGUCAGAGUUCAGCAGUGCAUGCUCCGAAGUUGCUCAUCUUCCUUUCGAUCCAUUUCUUUCUGAUGAUGAAAACAGGGAAAUCAUCAGAUAUUUGGCAAUAGAACUUGUCACCAUUGCUGAAGAAUUAUACUUCUGCACUUUGGAUAAAGCUAAAGAGUUAUAUGACCGUGGCGUAUUCACUAGUUAUGCUAAUAUCAGACUCAAAACUCAAGUUGCUUUGGAGGCUAACGAAAGCCUUGAUUCGAGGAGGAUUCAAAAAAGUUUAACAUCAUGUUUUAAACAGUCUUUUUCCAAAGGACAAACCAAAUUAUUGUCUACUGUUGACUCUAAUCAUACUUCUUAUUCACUUCCCAAAAGACAUGUUGACACAAAGCAAUUUAGGAAGAAAAAGCAUAGUAUAUUGGAAAAACUUGUAGUCCUACCAAGGUUGACACAAGAGCAAAAGGAUAGAAAGAAAAGGGAGGUUGAUAUGGUCCAGCUCCAAACUCAGAUGCCCGACAUCUCACUGGAUAAAUUGGAAGAAGCCUUUGGAAUAUCUCAUCGUUAUAAUUUUGUGAGGAAGGGCAAAGUUCAAGAUGAACAGGAAAAGACGUUGGCUGACGCUGAAAGCUGUGAUAGCAGCAGCGAAAUUUUUACUGGAAUGAUCAAUCGCGAAAGGCGAAGCCAGUCACUACCAAAUCUUCUCGUUGGCGAAUCAGUACUAGAUGAACUUGGCAUUGCGCUGGAUGUCGAGUCAGAUUUAAAACGUUGCGACAGUAUCGACAAACUCGAGAUUAACCUUGCUGUAAAUGGUUGCUCAACUCGUUCAUCAAACAUUAGAAAAACUCAUCAUACAGAAAGUGGUCAGAUGUUGUGUUUAUCUGAAGAUUUGAAGAAAUUGGUGUCGAGUGAAAGUUUUACGAAUAAAAAUUUAACACCGGAGGAGUAUGAUCUUCCACCAUUGUUUCAGGCGAUGAGCCAUCAGAGUGUUAAACGAAAACAUAAGAAACCAUUACCUACGAAGAAUGAAAGCAUGGACAGAAAGAUGUUUUGUACUGUUGAGUCAUCGCAAGCUUCCAUUCAAGAACACGACGUUCAAAGAAACUUUUGCAACAUGACCAAUCAGUGCACGCGGCACAGUCUAUUGCAAACUCAGCAACAUGACCAAUCACAGCCAACUCCUCCCAUACAACCUGAUACUGUAUCAACAAAGCUUCCUAACGAGAGUAUUGUUCGGUUGUCGGACGUACGAGUGUCUAAUCGUGUGAACAAAUGUGAUUUGACUUUAAACACUUAUCCAACUGUGUAUAACGAUCUUAUUGGAGAGAUUGAUCCUGCCACAGUGAGGUGGCUCGACAGGAAUCUUUAUAUUGGUGAAGAAAUACGCGAAGUUUAUGAAGAAAUCAAUAAAACAGUACGAAAGCCUCAUCUACGAUUUGAUCAGGAUAAGCUUGUUGAGGGUCAUGCUACUGGAGUGACCUACUCCAGUACGUCACAAUCUUCAGCAUUGAUAGCAGGCAGUAAGGAUAAUCAUGUGAUCAAUCCCUCGUUGUACCGUGAUAUCCCCCCACCUUGGGGUAAUUUAAAUGUUGAGGAAUGGAAAAACAGUCCGAUGUUUGGUGGACUGGGUCGUCAGGACCUUUUGAAUAUGGGUUGCAAGCCAGCACCUGAUUUUCCUAGUAAGACCAGUAAAUUAUUCAACUCUUGGCUGGCCUGGUGGAGAUCCACUCUUACGACCGAAGAUUACUUCAAGUAUAUAACAACUCAGGAAAACGACUACUUAUCGUUGGUCUAUCAUCUUUAUGACUUUGACAGCGACGAUGCAAUUGAUGGCGACAGAGAUCGUACAUUGAACGCCAAAGAACUUGAAUUGAAAAGGUUGAGAGACGAAAAAAUAGCGGAGAUGAGAAAGCUCAAGGAGAAGUAUGAAGUCGGUUUUUGGAACGCCAACAGUGUUAUGCUGGGAGGUCUUGGAAAGUAUCCUUAUAUAUCUGAUGAAGAGCUUGGUUUCAAUGUUGAAGUUCGUGAAGAUAGUUUACCAACGCGAAUUGGAGAUCACAGUUUGACUCCUUCAAGUUGUUCUUCAAUGCACAACAAGGUUGAAAAUCAAUUGAGUUUACAAGAUCGUCUUGAAAAAGUUUGGAGCUCAUUGUGCAUGCCAGAAAGUCUAAGACUGGACAUGGCCAUUAAAUACAGUUCGGAAAAGUAUUGUGAUCUGCUAGAAGAGGUUAUACAAUAUUGGGAAAAUGCUGUGAAAUUGAUUUUGUCACGCGAGAAGCUGAUCGCGAAACUUGAAAAUUUUGAGCGUCUCGCAUCGGAUCCUAAUCGAUUCUUUGAAAGAGGUAAAGCUGGCUCUCCGCAUUUAAGAAUGAAAGAAGCCAAAUCAAGGAAGUAUUUACACGAGAAACUUGACAGCAUCGACGUGCGAAUUAAGAGAAUCUUGAAGAUUGUUCAUGCAUUUAGUGGCGAUGUGAUAACAUUUCAGGGUCGUUCAUAUUCGGAGAAAAUAUCAAAUGAUCGUACGGAAAUGUUGUAUUGGCUACAGCAAGAACGUCGCCAUGCUGCAUUGGAAAUCGCGAAAAAGAGCAUGGAACUGAAAAUACUCGAUGGUUCCACUUCACGUCCACCGUCAACUUCAGUUGCUGAAAGCUUGUAUUGACUGGUAAGAAAUGCAACGAAAUUAAAUCAUGAAUGUCACAUUUGUACGCCUCAAUCAGGGCCGUAA